Messenger RNA from Rhodotorula toruloides NP11, 291 nucleotides. RefSeq lists its product as uncharacterized. The coding region runs from base 1 to 291 and encodes 96 amino acids. Lineage: Eukaryota; Fungi; Basidiomycota; Microbotryomycetes; Sporidiobolales; Sporidiobolaceae. The record is from RefSeq and is a predicted model, not a curated record. The transcript has 4 exons.
AUGCCAGUCGACAACCGCAACCAUCCUUACAAGACGACCGACGCGAAGAACGACGAGAAAGAGCACGUUUGCAAGCGCGACUUUGGACCCGACGCUCCGAACCAGGAUGCCUCGCACAAAAGCCGUUCUGACGGCUCGUUCGAGUAUUCCAACUACGACAAGUCCAAAUACACCAACGAUGGCAAGGGAACGGAGACAUACACGCCCGAUGGCAAGGCCCCCUUCACGCGAACCACUCUGCCAGGACCGGACGGCUCGCCGCGCAGAACUGGGUGGACGCCUAGCAUUUGA